AUGUAUACACACACAGAGGUCGAGCAAGCUGGCUCAGAGUCAAAGGCUCUUCCAGCCGACCAGCCCUCCUCAACAGAUCCGGCCAGUUCUUCACCAUCGCUCGUUGAGGUCGAUUUCGGGGGCCAGAAGGUCCAGGUCCCAAAGGGCGGCUACUACGACCGUUAUCGAAUGAAUCCGAAUCUUGAAGAAGUGGCGCAGGACCCGGCCGCAGGCAACCUCGACUUCUUCCGCGAGAUCCCCAAGGAGAAGGUCCCGUCCAGAGUCGGUCCGACGUGGGCUCCAAAUUUCUACUACCGCAUGAGCAACGUCCAGCUCCUUUUUCUGGCACCCAUCGCUCGGCUGCGUGAAAAGCUGCCAAAGCCUCUCGAGCCUCUGCAUCCGUUCCCAGGCUAUGGACUGGUUGCGCUUACGUUCUUUUCGUACCCCGUUUGCGACAAUGAUCCUUACGACGAGGUGUCCAUCGCAAUCAUCACACGCCGGCCUGGCGCCCGAGGCUCGCAAAUCUUGGAGCUACUCAAGUCUAUCCGAAACCGCAGCUUUUACGCGCAUGUGCUGGCGCUUCCCGUGACGACUGAGAUCGCUCGAGUGCGCGGCGUGUACGGCUACCAGCUGCCCAAGUGGCUCGCUCAGAUCGACAUCAAGAUCGGCACAAGCGUCGAAGCCUCCAUUGCCGCUACUGACGGCACGCCGGACCUCGCACUGACAGUGCCGCUUCCAGCCUUGCGGACUGUGCUAUCCCAGUCGGAGCAAGGGACAAAUUAUUCAGUCUAUCAGAUUGACGGACAGUGGCAUCAAGUUGCCGUUCGGUCCAAUCCGCUCUCCUUUGCUCAGCGUCUCUUUCCCCGCGACGUGAAGCUGUCGCGCAACGGAGGACCACUUAGCCAGCUGCUUGAGCAGCUGGGUGUGUCUACUAUUCUCCGCCUAGACGUUGUCAAGGAGGCGCAGAUGGUGCUCCACAUGCCAACAUCACUAACGACGUUCGGCUAGCAGUAAAGAUGAGCUUUACGC
Acaromyces ingoldii is the source of this 1008-nucleotide messenger RNA. RefSeq lists its product as hypothetical. Lineage: Eukaryota; Fungi; Basidiomycota; Exobasidiomycetes; Exobasidiales; Cryptobasidiaceae. The transcript has 2 exons. Bases 1 to 987 code for a protein of 328 amino acids. The record is from RefSeq and is a predicted model, not a curated record.